Bipolaris sorokiniana ND90Pr is the source of this 1022-nucleotide messenger RNA. RefSeq lists its product as uncharacterized. The transcript has 3 exons. Gene Ontology annotation, molecular function: oxidoreductase activity. Bases 27 to 1022 code for a protein of 331 amino acids. NCBI's taxonomy places the organism in Eukaryota, Fungi, Ascomycota, Dothideomycetes, Pleosporales, Pleosporaceae. The record is from RefSeq and is a predicted model, not a curated record.
CACAUCAUCAUCCGCUACUUUACAUCAUGUCUAACGAGCACGAUCUACCGGCCCCACCAAUAGGAGGUAUCAAUGGUCAACUCCUCUGUCUCACCAUUUGUGGACACCACCGUCCAGGAAUGAGCGAGGAGGAUUAUCGACAUUACAUGACGCAGGUUUCUGGACCAAUGACAAAAGAGUUAAUGGUAAAACAUGGAAUCAUUGGGUGGAAAAUGGUAAGUAAUCCGAGGCUUCACAACACGACCGAAACUCGUAAUCUCAUGCGACAACUCUUCGAUGAGCACAUGGUCAAUUUGGCCGAAUUCGACUGCUUCAGCCAAGUGACGUUCAAGAGCAUUGAUGACUACAAGCGAAUGAGGGAAAACGCUUUGUACAGAAAGCAAAUUUCAGGAGAUCACGUCAAUUUUGCGGAUACACAAAGGAGCAUGAUGACGAUUGGAUGGGUUACAGAUCUUAUCGAGGAUGGAGAAUUGGUAGAAGACAGCGCAACAGCACGUCUUUCCAAGAAAACAAUGACAACGAAGCUGCAAGCCGCUGCGAUCAUACUUGGAUCUUUUCUCUCAGGAUCUAUGAUAUCACUUUCCGCUAUAACCAUUCCCAUACUCAUGGAGAAUACAGCUGAUGCUUCCCAGCUCCUUCGUCAAUGGACACGCCUAUAUAACUACGGGAACCAGGUGCUUCCAGGUAUGGCUGUCGGGACUUUUUUAUUGUACGCUUUGGUAUGUUUCCGAAGGCGCCGAGCUGUAACGUCAAAACUAUGGCGUCUGCUUGCACUCGCCAGCCUCUCAACUGUGAGCAUCAUCCCGUUCACUUUAAUCAUCAUGAAGCCUACAAAUAAUGAAUUAUUCCGUAUGGAAUCCGUGACGAGAAUGAUUCAGUUGGAAGAAGCCGGGGGUGUCAACAUAAUGGGGAUCAAGGAAGCUGAAGAGCUCGUCGUUUGGUGGAGUUUCAUGCAUGCUAUGAGAUCUACAUUCCCUUUAGUUGGGACUAUUCUUGGUGUUGUCGCCACAUCGUGGCACUAG